AUGGCGCCCGUGCGCGAGGCCCACUUCCCCGUGCCAGUGCUCUCCGAUAACCCCGACGGCUGGGGUCCCACCACUCUCCCCGAGCAGUUUAAAGACGUCCCGUACGCGCCGUUCAAUAAGGGCGACCGCGUCGGCCGCGCGGCGGACUGGACCUCCCAAGGAUACCGUCGGUACGACCGCGAUCGUCAAGGCGGGGCGGGCGGGGUGAAUGCCGCCUUCUCCUUCUUCCAGGACCAGGAUGAGGACUCGUUUCAACUGGUGGACACCAAGCCCGUGCAGAAGCCUCGUUACGGCCCCCGCCGCUUCUUCCAGAAUCGGUUCCAGAACCGGCGCGGGGAGGAGGGGAAGCGCGACGGGCGCGACAGCGGCGCGGGCGCGGACAGGGAGCGGCAGCGGCAGCAGCGGAUGCAGCAGCAGAAGCGCGGGCAGUGGAACCCGUACUACGACCGCAACGCGCAGCGCGCCACGUACAACAGCUCCGUGGACAUCCGCCCCGAGUGGGUCGUGCUCGAGCAGAUCCCGCUCUCCGCUCUCUCGAAGCUGUCUUUCAACGCUGGAGAGCCGCAGGACGUUACGACGUGCGGCGCGCUGGAGUAUUACGACAAGAUGUUUGACCGCGUCAACCCCAAGUCGGAACGUCCACUAGAGAGGUGUGAGACGAGGCAGUUCCACAAGGUGACGACGAGCGACGACCCCGUGGUGAAGCGGCUGGCAGCGGAGGGCGGAGACGCGCCCGCAGUCUUUGCGACGGACGCCAUCCUCUCCACGCUCAUGUGCGCGCCUCGCUCCGUGUACUCGUGGGACGUGGUGGUGCACAAAAGCGGUGGCAAACUCUUCUUUGACCAGCGGGACUCCUCGUUCGAUUUGCUGACGGUGAACGAGACGGCAACGGGCAUAGAGCCGGCAGCAGAGGACAGCAUCAACGGCAUCGCGUCGCUCAGCCAGGAGGCCACGUUUAUCAACCAGAACUUCUCGCAGCAGAUCGUCAACAAGAAGGGAGCCAAGAGGCAGUUCGCGGAGGCGAAUCCGUUCGCGGCGGAGGGCGAGGAGGUGGCAUCUGUGGCGUACCGUUACCGCAAGUGGAUGCUGGACGGGGACAUGCCAUUGGUGGUGCGCUGCGAGCUAGAUGCGGUGGUGGACAUGAGGGGGCAGGAGAUGCUCGCCACAGUGAACGCGCUCAACGAGUUUGACCCCAAAGUCACGGGCGUCGACUGGCGUGCCAAGAUCGACAACCAGCGCGGCGCGGUGCUGGCAACGGAGCUGAAGAACAACAGCAACAAGCUCGCCAAGUGGACGGCACAAGCGCUGCUCGCAGGGGCCGAUCUGAUGAAGCUGGGGUACGUGUCGCGAGUGUUCCCCAAGAACAACCUCAAGCACACCAUCCUCGCAGUGCAGGCGUACAAACCGCGCGAGCUGGCGAUGCAGAUCACGCUCUCGUCCACCAACAUGUGGGGCAUCGUCAAGCACAUAGUGGACAUGUGCAUGAAGCUCGGGGAUGGCAAGUAUCUCAUCGUAAAGGACCCCAACAAGCCCUUCCUCAGGCUGUACGAGGUGCCAUCAGACGCAUUUGACAACGACUAUGUGGAGGAGCCCCUUGCCGAGGAGGAUCAGGCCCCUCCUCCCCCAGACGCAGCUGAUGGUGACGCAGAGGCAGCAGCAGCAACUGAUUCCACAGCUGCUGCGUGA
Closterium sp. Naga37s-1 is the source of this 1686-nucleotide messenger RNA. NCBI's taxonomy places the organism in Eukaryota, Viridiplantae, Streptophyta, Zygnematophyceae, Desmidiales, Closteriaceae. The record is from the annotation of a GenBank genome assembly.